This is a messenger RNA of Chironomus riparius, 816 nucleotides long. Lineage: Eukaryota; Metazoa; Arthropoda; Insecta; Diptera; Chironomidae. The record is from the annotation of a GenBank genome assembly.
ACAACAAGUUCAUAAGCUAAGAUCGACGCAAUAUCAUCAAAUCAUUCUCUCCUAAAAUGGAUUAUUCAGAUUUAGUGUUUGAAGAUUUAAUAAAAUUUCCUGAACUAGCAUUAAAAAUAUUCGGAAGAACACUUGGUAAUUCUUCGAAUGUGUCAAUUAAAUUGGAACCGGAAUUUGAAAAUGACAAUUUAUUCAUUAAUGAAGAUAAUUUAAAAUUGGAACCAAAAAAUGAAAAAGACAAUUUACAGGAAGAUAUUAUCAAAUUUGAAGAUAAUUCACACACAAACCACAUGAAAAUUCAUCAACCGCGAAUUCAAUGCAAAGUAAGUUCGAAACUGCAAACAUUAAAUCAACACAACAAGACAAAACACUAUAAAAUUCAACUAAAAUUUAACGAGAAAUUCAACUGUAAAAUCUGUGGAAAAACUUUCAAAAAUAAUAAAAAUCUAAAGGACCAUAUCAGCAAGAAACAUGAAAAUCCAAAAUCAUUUGAGUGUAAAACAUGUGGCAAAAAGUUUGAUUGGAAGAGGAAUUUAGUAAGACAUGAAAAGACGCACAAUAAAAAUCAACGAAUGUGAUCAGUGUCAGACUGUAGGCAUCAUCAAGGGUGUGGUACUGAUGAAAUGAUCAAAAAUGAUCCAAAAAUUAUCAAAAAUGAUCAGAAUGUAAUUCUUCAGUUCCACAACCUUGGGCAUCAUUUGAAAAGACAUGUAGAAGACUUAUAAGUAAAUUGUAAUUCAGAAUUUAAAUAAAUAAAGAAUUAAAAUUUAAAAAAUAAUUGGAAUUGCUUAUUUUGAGGAGUAUUUUGAUAAAGAC